UUUCUGAGUCCUGAGAAAGGGAAAGUUUGCUUUGCUUGGGUAUGUCUGCUGUCAGUAAAUGGCUGCAGGAGCCGAAGUGGUAAACUCCUCGGUCUCCAGAAAUCAGAAGAAAAUUUUAGGAAAGAGAACAAAUAAUUAAAACUCUGUAAGUCUUAAUGAGGUGCUAAGGAGGCACCCCACGAAUGUUUCAGGCAGACUGGGGGAUGUUUUUAUUCAGCACUGGGGGACUGAACAUCAGCAAAGCAUGACAAAUGUCAUAACUGAUGGGGACCUGACCAGUCCCUGUUCCCCUGCCUUUUUAAAUAGGGUAUGCACUCACUCUAAGAGAUGCCAGAACAAACUAUAAUGACCAAGAUAAAUCAAUACUUUGUAAGGCAUUUAAAAGCUCAUUAAAAUGUGAAGCCCCUUGGCAUCACGCACCUCCCUCUGGGCUAUGGCACCUCUGAGCCAGCUGAGUGGCCACCUGAACUACACCUGUGGGGCAGAGAACUCAACAGGUGCCAGCCAGGCCCGCCCACAUGCCUACUAUGCCCUCUCCUACUGUGCGCUCAUCCUGGCCAUCGUCUUUGGCAAUGGCCUGGUGUGCAUGGCUGUACUGAAGGAGCGGGCCCUGCAGACUACCACCAACUACUUAGUAGUGAGCCUGGCUGUGGCAGACUUGCUGGUGGCCACCUUGGUGAUGCCCUGGGUGGUAUACCUGGAGGUGACAGGUGGAGUCUGGAAUUUCAGCCGCGUUUGCUGCGAUGUUUUUGUCACCCUGGAUGUCAUGAUGUGUACAGCCAGCAUCCUUAACCUCUGUGCCAUCAGCAUAGACAGGUACACCGCAGUGGUCAUGCCCGUUCACUACCAGCAUGGCACGGGACAGAGCUCCUGUCGGCGCGUGGCCCUCAUGAUCACGGCCGUCUGGGUACUGGCCUUUGCUGUGUCCUGCCCUCUUCUGUUUGGCUUUAAUACCACAGGGGACCCCACUGUCUGCUCCAUCUCCAACCCUGAUUUUGUCAUCUACUCUUCAGUGGUGUCCUUCUACCUGCCCUUUGGAGUGACCGUCCUUGUCUAUGCCAGAAUCUAUGUGGUGUUGAAACAAAGGAGACGGAGAAGGAUCCUCACUCGACAGAACAGUCAGUGCAACAGUGUCAGGCCUGGCUUCCCCCAACAAACCCUCUCUCCUGACCGGGCACAUCUGGAGCUGAAGCGUUACUACAGCAUCUGCCAAGACACUGCCUUGGGUGGACCAGGCUUCCAAGAAAGAGGAGGAGAGUUGAAAAGAGAGGAGAAGACUUGGAAUUCCCUGAGUCCCACCAUAGCGCCCAAGCUCAGCUUAGAAGUUCGAAAACUCAGCAAUGGCAGAUUAUCAACAUCUUUGAAGCUGGGGCCCCUGCAACCUCGGGGAGUGCCACUUCGGGAGAAGAAGGCAACCCAGAUGGUGGCCAUUGUGCUUGGGGCCUUCAUCGUCUGCUGGCUGCCCUUCUUCUUGACCCAUGUUCUCAAUACCCACUGCCAGACAUGCCACGUGUCCCCAGAGCUUUACAGUGCCACAACAUGGCUGGGCUACGUGAAUAGCGCCCUCAACCCCGUGAUCUAUACCACCUUCAAUAUCGAAUUCCGGAAAGCCUUCCUCAAGAUCCUGUCUUGCUGAGGGAGCAGAAGAGGGAACACUCUUUGUACCCAUUUCUAGAUGCCAGGCUGUUGGCCCACUCAGA
This is a messenger RNA of Nomascus leucogenys (northern white-cheeked gibbon), 1700 nucleotides long. It is a transcript of the gene DRD3, whose product is annotated as dopamine receptor D3. The record is from RefSeq and is a predicted model, not a curated record. Gene Ontology annotation, biological process: adenylate cyclase-activating adrenergic receptor signaling pathway; adenylate cyclase-inhibiting dopamine receptor signaling pathway. Gene Ontology annotation, molecular function: dopamine neurotransmitter receptor activity, coupled via Gi/Go; G protein-coupled receptor activity. Bases 434 to 1636 code for a protein of 400 amino acids. The transcript is spliced from 8 exons. Lineage: Eukaryota; Metazoa; Chordata; Mammalia; Primates; Hylobatidae. Gene Ontology annotation, cellular component: plasma membrane.